Molecule: messenger RNA, 2731 nt
Organism: Wasmannia auropunctata (little fire ant)
Lineage: Eukaryota; Metazoa; Arthropoda; Insecta; Hymenoptera; Formicidae
Product: putative RNA polymerase II subunit B1 CTD phosphatase RPAP2
Exons: 6
Coding region: 542-2689 (715 amino acids)
Cellular component (GO): nucleus; cytoplasm
Molecular function (GO): RNA polymerase core enzyme binding; RNA polymerase II CTD heptapeptide repeat phosphatase activity
Source: RefSeq, a predicted model, not a curated record
UACUUUUUUUUAUCAGAAGAACAUAUUCUUUUGAUAAUUUUGACAAUUUUUCCGUGAAAAGAUAUCGAGAAAUGUGCAUUCUAAUUUUUUUACUCUAUAAUUUUAUUGAUAAAUUUUAAGCACAAUAAAACGCAAUAUGUUUCAAACAUGAAAUAAAUUCACGCAAAUAUUUGGAAGUACAGCGACCGUAUUCUUGCAAAAUAUUAUUUAAGAAAAUAUGUAUGAAAAUAUUAUAGUAUACGUCACAUAUACUAUAAUAGAUUUUUCUAGUAUUUUCAUAUGCGAAAUUUUUUCAGAUAAGAAAACCCAGCUCAUUUCAUUGAUUACCUACCAUAUUCGAACUGGCAGUACUGGCGCAGAAGCAGAAGCGAGAAGUUAAUCCAAGUUAACCUCGACAGAUCUCACCUGAUCGUGAACGAGUUCGCGUGGCAGUACGCGACGUGGGAAGAAUUAUUUUGUAAUGUUUUAAAGUACUUACAAUUGCGAAUUAUUUUAUCACGUAUUAUCGCCUUGUGAAUUCAUCGGAUAGACAAUCGUGACGAUGUCAGCGACCAAGAAACACACGCAAAUGACCGAGCAGCAAAGACUCAAAAAGAUGAGCAAGGCGCAGAUACAGCUGGCUGUAAUCAAAAAGAAACAAUGUGACGCGAAGGCUCUUAAGAUAGUCAUGCAGCUUCUGGAGCCGUAUGUGAAUCCCAACUGGCUCCUUCAAAAUCUAGGAUUCAUAAAUAAGAGCCAUAUGGAAGAUGCAAUAGAAGAGAGAGCAAUAGUAAAGCUGUGCGGAUACGUUCUCUGUUCUAAUCAGCUGACUGUCAUCAUUCGACAACAGUAUCACAUAUCGACUCGCAAGAACAAAGUGUACGACAUCAGCAAGCGAAAGAACUUUUGCAGCUCGCAGUGCUACGCGGCGGCGAAUUUUCUUCUCGAACAAAUGCUCGAGAGCCCGCUGUGGUUGAGAGAGAACGAGGACACACCGGUCUUUCAAAUCAUGCCACCGAACUUCAGAUCUGCGCCGUGUGGGGACGAAAUCGACGUUACCGGAAAUAGAUUUUCGCAAAACGUAAAUGCUGACAAUAAUGACAAUGACGGUAAAAAGGGUGCAGAACGUAGCGCGAUCAAGAUGGAAAGAGAUGCGGCGUGCAAUGCAUCAAGCCCUGAGAAAAAAGAUACGUGCAACUCUCAUUUAUCAGAUAAUGCAACUGCCGAGAAAGAUGCGAAAACCGAAGAGAUUUCUGUAAAUAUUAAUUCGCAGAGACCGUUCGACUGCGAAACGCCUCCGUCAGAACUGCAUACGAAUCUGGAAAGCAAAAAUUGUGAUUCCGAGGAGUUUACAAAUCCUGAAAGUAGCUACAAUAAUAAUAAUGUGAAACAAGUAGACGUUACCCUAGAGAAUUUAGAAAUAGAGAUUGCCGGCCAAUCUGAUAAUAUUCUACAUUUGCAUAAACACAAUGGGGAUACAGAAAAUAAAAGUAAUGUAGAUAGAUCCAAUAACGAAACGUUACAGCCUCAACUGGGUGAGGUGAGUAACGAUGGAAAUAGUAUUAGCAAAAGAAUACAGCCUCAGUCAGUUGAAACAAGCAACAACAAGAAUAAUAAAAAUGAAGACAGAUUACAGCCUCAGUCAGUUGAAAUAAGGAGCAACAAGAAUAAUAAAAAUGAAGAAAGAUUACAGCCUCAGGUACAGAUCAGAUUAAAUACAGAUAGAAAUCAGAUACCGAUAGAAAUAAAUAAUAGCCCUAAUGAUGGAAAAAUGAAGCAAUCUCAUUCGGAUAAAACGCGUAGUAAUACUGUGAUCUCUUCUGCAUCCGCGUGCUGUGAUAGGAAAAUAGGAGAAGCAGAUAGAAUUGACAAAAGUAAAAAGUACAAGCCGAAGAAAACUGACAACGCGGAAGCACAAAAUAUUUAUCUCAGACUUGCGAUGCACGUUGAACAGAAUGUCAGAGAAUGGGUGACGAAAAAUACGCGUUGCCUUCUAAUGGGCGAUGCGGACGAGAGGAGUCAGUUACUAGAGAAGCUUACGCAGUACGACAGGUAUCAGCAGUUGUGUAGAAAGUUGAACAAGCUGCAAGUGGAGGACGAAAAGGAGGAUCGCGUCGACUUGGAGAGAAACGAGCUCAAACCUUCACCACACUUCUCCACGCUCCAAGAGGAUGGAAAGAAGAUGGAAUUAAAGGUACGUGCGUUUUACGAGGGUCGAAUGACGAUCACACCAUCUGAGAAUAGUAACACAAAAUCGGAAAGUAAAGACGACGAUGAGCCUGUAUUACCACUGACAGACACUCAUACGCCCAAUGCGCUUCGUCGCCGAAUUUUCCUGGACAAUCUUAAUAAGAUAUUGCCGGAUUUGAUGCGUGCUUUAACAGCUAGCGCGGAUAUUUCUUCACUGGCACAAUAUACUUAUAAUAACGAGAAGUAUUCAUUAAUCAAGAUCUUGAUUAGCACUUUCAAUUUGUCUGCUACGAACAUCGUCUUUAAAACUGCUGAGUGGACACUCGUGGGACUUGUCAUCAUUAAAAUGUUGAGCUUGAUUGAUACACGAUUGCAAUCGUUGCUCCGAUCUAAGCAAGCCUCGAUGUACACAUCUAUGAUUCUGACAACGUACAAAUUAGAUUCCAAUUAUUUAGACAGACUUAUAAUGGAAGUAACAAACAAUAUAGACGCAACUAACAAUAAGUCAAGCGAUAAAUAAUGUUAAAUGAAAACUGUGAAAUAGUUUCGUAAAUAUUAAAAA